Molecule: messenger RNA, 6496 nt
Organism: Xiphophorus hellerii (green swordtail)
Lineage: Eukaryota; Metazoa; Chordata; Actinopteri; Cyprinodontiformes; Poeciliidae
Product: bromodomain-containing protein 4-like
Exons: 22
Coding region: 353-4681 (1442 amino acids)
Biological process (GO): chromatin remodeling; regulation of DNA-templated transcription
Cellular component (GO): chromatin; nucleus
Source: RefSeq, a predicted model, not a curated record
CGUCUGGCGUCAUCGACGUCGAACGGGACUGUUUGUUCUGGAUUUGGGGCGAGGAAGGUCUACGGGCGCUGACAAGCAACUGAACAAGGUUUGACACUCGCCUCUCUAUGUGUUGUGGUUUCCCUGAACUCACAGCGUGUCGCUGACAAGCAUCCCGUGUUUCCUCAGAAAGGUGCCACCUCACCAACUGAGAUAUGAUUACACUAGUGGAGUAGACCACAGCGGCACAGCAUCAACCAUAGGGUCAAAGGAGGAAUGUAAUGGCCUGAGGGGGUUCCCCCCACUACAACCUGCCCCUGCCAGGUCCAACCCAUCUCACCUGUCUGCUCGCUCACUGCAACCCUCUGCUGUGAUGGGAGACGGACUGGAGGCGGGCAGCAGCCAGCACCUCCCUCCCGCCACGCCGCCUCUCCCCUUCAACCCUCCUCCUCCAGAAACAUGGAACCCUUCCAGACCCAAACGACAGACCAACCAGCUACAGUACCUGCUUAAAGCGGUGUUGAAGACAUUAUGGAAACACCAGUUUGCAUGGCCCUUCCAAGCACCUGUAGACGCAAUGAAACUUAAUUUGCCUGACUACUACAAGAUAAUAAGGAGUCCUAUGGACAUGGGCACCAUAAAGAAACGUCUGGAGAACAACUACUACUGGAAUGCCCAGGAGUGUAUCCAAGACUUCAACACAAUGUUCACAAACUGCUACAUCUACAACAAGCCUGGGGAUGAUAUCGUCCUUAUGGCCGAGGCUUUGGAAAAGCUCUUCCUGCAGAAGAUCACAGAGAUGCCGCAGGAAGAGGCGGAGAUCGCCGUGGUCAAUAAGGGUCGUCGUGUAGGGAGGCGUGAGCCCUCUCUGAUGACUAUGUCGGAUUCAGGCCAAGACUCAUCCUCUCCGUCAACGACCCCGCAUACGAGAGGCUUUUCAUCGCCCUCAACCACUCCACACACCCGUGGCACACCAACCCUCCCCUUAACCCAACCUUUACCUCAGCCCCUCGUCCAGCCCUUAACCCAACCUUUACCUCAGCCCCUCGUCCAGCCCUUAACCCAACCUUUACCUCAGCCCCUCGUCCAGCCCUUAACCCAACCUUUACCUCAGCCCCUCGUCCAGCCCUUAACCCAGCCCUUAACCCUGCCCUUAACACUGCCCUUAACCCAACCCUUAAUUCACUCCUUAUCUCAACCAUUACCCCAAACCGUACAGCAGGCUUUAGCCCAGCCUUUAGUCCAGCCUUUAGUCCAGCCUUUAGCCCUCUCCCAAAUCCAGACACAACACCCGCGGGUGCCUCCCACGCCUACAAAUCACGCUUCACAUCUUGGACCCCAGUUUGCCCUCUCUACCCCAGACGUCCUAGGCCCAGGCAUGACGUCUGUCCCCCCUCUAGCCAUGACACACCCAGGCCUCCAUCCUCCACCGGUGCUGCAGAGUUCCCCGGCCCUCAUCAAGCAAAAGAAAAGCCAGAAGAGGAAAGCGGACACCACCACCCCCACCGCCAACGACCAGCUAAGCGAGUCGCCCCCAGUGUCCGACGUGACCCGGCCUCGCCGAGACAGCGCCCGCCCGUCGAAGCAGCCCAAACGGGACUCGUUGCAGCCGGACUCCCAGCAUCACAUGGGUGGAAGCCUGGAGAUGGGCGCCACGGCGACGUCCAAGCGCCAGGAUCAGCUCCGCUUCUGCGCACGACUCGUUAGAGAGAUGCUGUCCAAGAAGCACAUGGCGUACGCCUGGCCUUUUCACAAACCCGUCGACGCCAAAUCUCUGGGCCUGCACGACUACCACGACAUCAUCAAGCACCCAAUGGAUCUCAGCACCAUCAAGAAAAAGCUGGAUAACAGGCAGUACAGAGACGCAGAAGAGUUCGCUGCAGACGUCCGGUUGAUGUUCUCCAACUGUUACAAGUACAAUCCUCCAGAUCACGACGUUGUUUCCAUGGCGCGUAAAUUACAGGACGUGUUCGAGAUGCGCUUCGCCAAAAUGCCAGACGAGUCCGAAGGGCCCACGCCGGUCCCCACGCCGUCGUCGGCCCUCCUCUCCGUCCCCCCCACUCGACAAGCCCCUCCUACGUCUGCUGCGUCGGAAAACGACAGCUCGAGUUCCUCCGACUCCGAGUCGUCCAGAGGAGACUCGGAACAGGAACGACAACAGCGACUGGCCGAGCUACAGGAGCAGCUUAAAGCUGUUCAUGAGCAGCUGGCGGCGCUCUCCCAGCCACCGACCAGCAAGCCCAAGAAGAAAGAGAGAGACAAGAAGGAGAAGAAGAAGGAAAAGCAUAAAAAGAAGCAGGAAGCUGAGGAACCCGCAGAAACCUCUCCUCCCGCGAUGCUUCAGACUUCUAAAAAAAGCAAGAGUAAAGAUCCCGUCACGAUAAAGGAGAAGAAGAAGAAGCCCAGUAAGAAAGAAGACGUCAAAAACAGCCGGCCAGCUCCGCCCCCUCCGUCAGGACCCAUCGCUCUUCUGCCUUCAGCUUCUCUGGAAGCGGAGGACGACAUCGAUCUUGGCUCUUCCAAGCCGAUGUCGUACGAGGAGAAGCGCCAGCUGAGCCUGGACAUCAACAAACUGCCCGGCGACAAGCUCGGCCGAGUCGUGCACAUAAUCCAGACGAGGGAGCCGUCGCUGAAAAACUCGAACCCCGAUGAGAUCGAGAUCGACUUUGAGACCCUGAAGCCGUCUACGCUGCGGGAGCUGGAGAAAUACGUUUCUGGCUGCCUCAAGAAGAAGAAAAAACCAUCAGUAGAGAAAUCUCUGGAAAUGACCAAGGUAAAGACAGGAUCUUCAUCUUCAGGCAGCAGUGACUCCUCAGACAGCGAGGACUCUGAGAAUGGGCUGGUUCCCAAGCAACAGAAGAAGACGUUACCCAACAAGGACUCCAAGAGAGGGAACCACCAGCCGCUCCCUCCUCCUCUUCCUCCCAUUGGGAUGCUCCCAGUCGCCCCCGCGCCUCAAACACAACCCCAGCUGUUCCAGCCCAAGCCCCCGUUUGUAUCCGCUCCCUCUGUCCCGCCGCUGGACUCGUCUCAGCUGCUGUCCUCGGGAUUCGACCCUCUGGCACAUUUCAUGAAUUCCCACCUGACCGAGUCAAACGCAGAGUCCGGCGCCGCCGUUGCCACCGCCGGGGCAGCUUUACCCCCGGGCCUGCUGAAUGCAAACGCGCCCCUCAACCAGACGCCGACUGACACGCAUCCCUUCCUAAACCAGCAUCCCAUCGUUCCUUCCCCAGCCCUCCACAACGCUCUCCCCCAGCAACCAUCCAGACCUAGCAACCGCGCUGCGCCUCUUCCGCCCAAACCGCCGCAGCCUCCUCCAUCCUUGCUGCCUACCCUGCCUCCUCCGCCACCCUCCACCCCCGCGCAGCUCCAACCCACACUUCCCUUGAGCCUCCCGCAGCCAGUCCACCGCCCACGCGUACCAUCGCCGCCGUCGCACGGCAUCCUGGGUACCCUCUCGGCUCAACCUCCUCAGGCUUUGCUGGAGGACGACGAAGAGCCUGUGCCGAACAGCUCCGAGACGCCACCGCUCAGCCAGGUUCAUAACCUGCUGCAGUCGCUGCAGCCCCGGUCCACCAUACCGCCGCAGCUGCAGCCGCUGCACACACACUCGCCCGGGCAGGCCGCUUCCCAGCUCCUGCAGUCGAUACACACGCAGGGCUUGACGGCGGCACCGCCUACCCAGACGCAGAGACACGUCCCGGCUCACGUUCCCCAGCUGUUCCCGAAUUCCCAGGCGGCAGCGUCCCAGCAGCUGAAGGGCGCCGUCUUGCAGCAGAAGGUCCAGCAACUCCAGCAUCAGCAGCAGCCGUCCCCACACAACACAGCAGAGGCCUUCUCAACUAAAGGCUGCCUGCGUGAAAGCCCCUCUCCUCUAAUGAUGCAUUCGCCUCAAAUGCCUCAGUUUCAUCCAAUGGGACAGCAGUCACCUUUACAGGCCAAGAAGCAUGAGCAAAGGUCCAACCUGGUGGGAGUUAAAGAGGAAAAGCCUUCGCAGUCUCCAGGUCUACCUUCAUCACCUUUCAGCCCUGCAAUCCGCCAAGACGCACACAAACACGACAACAAACACAGUUUGGACAUAAAGCCGCUGGAUGGUUCUCGUCCCGUUUUUUCCCGCCUCCCUAACUCCCCGUCGCCGCCCGCCUCCCAACCGGAGAACAAAAUCAAGCAAGAACCCAAGACCCCCAUCGCACCCAAAAAGACACCGGACGUGAAACUAAAGAACAUGGGCUCCUGGGUCAGCCUGGCUCAUCGCGCCCAGUCUGCACCGACGUCAUCGCUGCGCUCGUCCAGCGACAGCUUCGAGCGCUACAAGCGCGUCGCCAUGGAGAAGGAGGAGCGGGAGAGACAGCUGAAAGCCCAGGCGGAGCAGGCCAAGAGAGUGCAGGAGAUGCUACGCCGCGACGACGACGACACGACGGAGCACAGUCGCCGAGGGCGACAGUCGCCCCUCGCUCCGACCCCUCCACCCGUCUCCUCUCCGCCCACUCACUCCCCUCAGCCUCCCCCGGCUCCCGCCAAACAACAAGCUCCGCCCCCUCCGCCUGCGGCAGCAGCUGCAGCACACAGCGCUCUGGACCAGCAGAGGGACCGGGAGCGCCUCCGCGAACGGGACCGGCGCUUCAGAGAGGCCAUGGCGGACAACAUCGACAUCAAUUUCCAGAGCGACCUGAUGGCGAUUUUCGAGGAGAGUCUUUUCUGAAAAGGAAAAAAACAAAGCAAAAAAAAAAAAAAAGCACGAGACGAGGACACGAUAAGUUGCGUUUGCAAAUGUACAAGCGUCACGAGAAACAGAGCUCUGAGAUGCAUGGUUGCCGCCGUCGACACAAACCCACAUCAUCGACCGGACCUAGCAGAAACCUCUCCGCCCCGUUAGCUUGUUGUGAUUGGGAAUGUAGAGAAACGGCUUUUCUCCACCCCGGGUUUCCUGCUUGAAGUUCAUUGGUUACUUAUUGAUCUCCAAGGACGACGGGAUAAGCAGUCUGAAACUUUUAGCAGAGAAUCGAAAUUGAAUCUUCUUCAUUAUGUUAAAUUAUAAACUGGAGCAAUUUCUUUCUUUUUUUUUUUUUUAAAUUUCUGGGGAACUGUAGCUAACAGGAGAACAAAUAGAACAGCCUGCUUUGCUUUUACUUUUCUCCUCUCCCCUCAGAUUUUCGCUGGGGGAAUCUGGACUCUUGUGGUUGAGUUUGUAAGGUUUUCGUCAGCUAUCAUUUAGAAGCUUAUUGUUUUCUCAGGAUACGGUGUGUUUUCUGUUUUUUUUUUUGUUUUGUUUUUGUUUUUUUAUAAGACCUCCUUUUACCUCCCACUUCCCCCUCUGCAACAAUCAGGAGUGACCACGGAAGAAGCAACCAUGUUUCAAAAGUUUUCAAAGUGCGUCCCUUGCCUUAGCGCUCUGGCCUGUAAACUAAUCACGCCCUACAAAUUAUACAUAUUAUAUAUAUAUAUAAAUAUAUAUAUAUAAAAAUAGAUACACAAAUAUAUAUAUUAUAUAUGACAAAAAAAAGAAAUAAGUCAUUGAAGAAUAUGAGAGGGAUGUCGUUUGUGGAGAGCAAAGCUCGUGUCUGUGUUCAUCUCUGAGCUAUGGUUUUGAUUUUGUAGGCUUUACUGUAAAGAAGAAAAACAACAAAAAAAAAACAACACUUUUUUAUGAUUCUAUUGAGAGGAUUGUUUCGUCUGUCUUAUUCUCACAUUUUCAGUUUUUGUUUUGUGGUUUGUUUGUUUUUUUUUUUUUUCUUAACUCUAUGCCAAAACAAAUCCAUUGAGUGCUGAAAGUUGUUUCACGUUUUUUACAUGUAAAUUGCAUCGUCUCUUCACUUUAUAUUAAAGACUGUCAUCAUUGCUAUUUAAAAUUUUGCUUCCCCUCCCUCCCCUUCUUCCCUUUUAAAUCGAAAGUUAUGCAACAGGUUUUCUCUUUCUUCAAAAGGAGUUUUACGCGCCUAGGUCCCAUCAUUUUGUACUUACGGGGUAAAUCUGCACUCAAGUGUUUUAGUCUGUUUUUAAUUUUUUUUUUUUAAAGAUAUUUCUUUGUUGUUUUUUUUAUUUUUCUUCUUCCCUUCAUGUGGAUAUUUUUAGUCGGUCUUGCCCAUCUCGCCUGCCACGAUCAUCACAGUUUCAAUAGUCUCUGAUGGACUUCUCUUCACUUCGCCCUUCAUCACUCUUACCUCGCGCUCGUCGUCCGCAGCGAGAGCGUUUUGGAUUUUGUGUGCCAUUGUGUUGAUCUGGAAGCGGGAGAUUUUCCCGCUUCCUUGAGGUUUGGCUCGGAGAUCCAGGAGUGUUUUCUGCUCUGUCGUUUACUGUAUUUUUUUUUUUCUUCCUUUUCUUUUCUUUUCUUCUCAUCUUCAAGGUGUCCUAUUUCUCCUUUGCUGUUUGUCUUUUCUUUCGAUUUAUUUUGCCCAGAAAAAUGUGUUGGUGAAUGAGGCAUUGAGGUCAAUAGAUUCAUCUUCAUAUAAUGGAGUACAGCAUCUUUGUUUUUUUUUUUGUUUUUCUAAGAAAAGUAUUAAAAUAUUUAAAAACCUCA